Sipha flava (yellow sugarcane aphid) is the source of this 1369-nucleotide messenger RNA. RefSeq names its product 52 kDa repressor of the inhibitor of the protein kinase-like. The transcript has 2 exons. Gene Ontology annotation, molecular function: protein dimerization activity. Bases 704 to 1027 code for a protein of 107 amino acids. NCBI's taxonomy places the organism in Eukaryota, Metazoa, Arthropoda, Insecta, Hemiptera, Aphididae. The record is from RefSeq and is a predicted model, not a curated record.
UUUUUGGAAGAAAUUUAAUGUUUUUGAUUAUUUUUAUUAUUGUUGUAUAAUAAGAACGUAUCUGUAAAGUUUUCAAUUAUGAUGAUCGCGGAAAAAUCUCGUUUAUAAUUGCUAGUUGUUCACGAAUAUAGUAUACUUACGUACUAAAACUGAUGGAGUACAACCUCAUACUCUAUUUAUAUCAAUACAAACUUCUCAAUUUAUUAUAGAUUUAACAAUAAUAAAGACGAUAUUUAACUUAGUGAACAAUCAUAGCGUAUUUUUGCAAAAAGUAAAUUGUGAUUUGUGCCACUGUGUAAAUUAAGCUAAUAAGGUGUACGAAGAAAUUUACAAUAUGCGUCAAAAUUCAGAAGAAAAAUAUAAUAGUAUAUUUGUGAAAGCUUUGGAAAUAUCCGGUACAGUUUAUGUCCAUUUAGUAGUUCCUCGGCACGUUGGACGACAGCAAAACCGUGAUAACUAUGAAGAAGUUCCCGAAACGUAAUACCAUCGAUCCUUUUUUAUUUUAUUUUUAGACCACUUAUUAGAUUAACUCAAAUCCAGAUUUCUCAAUCAUUGUAAAUCACUUUGAGAAAUACAAAAUAUUUUACCAAUAUAGUGCAGUGAACUGACUAUAGAAUAAAUAGUCGUAACGGUCAAAACGUUUAGAAAGGAGUGACCAAAUUAUAUAAAGAGAUCUGAUGAAGAUUUAGAAGCGGAUAUCACAAUGUGGCGCAGACAUUGUUCAAAUACGCCUGAAGAAAAAAGGCCGAAAACGCUUAUUGAUACUCUAAACUUUUGUGAAUUUACGUCAUAUCAGUCUAUACAUCGAUUUAUGCACAUUAGAGCAACACUUCCCAUUUCAGUUACUUUGAGUGAAAGAUCAUUCUCUUGUUUUCAUAGAUUAAAAACCUAUUUACGAAACAAGACGGCGGAGAACCGAUUAAAUGGGUUAGCAUUAUUUAACAUAUACAGAAACGUGAAGGUAUCGUGUAAAGAUAUAUUGGAUACUAUGGCAAAAAUACCGAAGUGGAUAAAUUUGACUUUAUAAUUUUUAUAACUUAUAUAAAUACAAUAAAUAAUUAUUCUCAAAAUAACUGUGAUUAUUCGUAUUUUUUUCAAAACUCCUCCCGAAAUUUUUUCCUGCACCCCUCCCCCCAUGAUAUUUACCUAUUUUUUUAAUAUAGAUUUACGGUCACUUUUCAUGAUAAUGGUAAUGUAAUUCAUGGAUGGCAUGGCUAUUUUUACUCAAUAGUCUUAAGACGGUCGAAUACUUUUCCCCAGACUGGCGGGAGCCCUAUUAAUGCCGUGAUGUAAAUCUCAUUUAUAAUCUCAUUUAAAAAUUCUUUGAGAUUUUUAUUUAUAUAUUUUUCUAAAUUCCAUGAACUUUUUA